GUAUUUGUCAGUUGUGUAAAUCGUACUGUGUCAAAAGUCGCUAAUUUAUGAUAAUUAAAAAUCAUAAUAACAAACAAAGGAAAGGCAUUAACAUUUUACGAAUUUACGAUUGCGAAAUUGUGCAAAAUAGUGAUGGCAGUAUAGUUUUUAGAGAUCUGUAAUUUUGUGUUAUCUGCAUUUUUAUAAUUGUCAAAGAGUGGUUUUCUGUCAAAAUCAGCUGGUCGAUAAAUUGUUGUUAAGUGAUAAAUAUUAAUAAUAUUAUGAAUAAAUAUUAGAAGAAUAUCAAAAUGAAAUUUACGAAAAUAUGUCGUCGAUUAAGUUACGAACAUAAGAGUUUGGUGGCACGCGGCUUUUCUACCGUUUCUGAUAAGUGGCAAAGUGUAGUUGGUUUAGAAGUUCACGCACAGUUGAAUACAGAAUCAAAACUGUUUUCCGGUGCUCAGAAUACUUUUGGUGGUGUUGUGAAUAACUGUGUGUCACUAUUCGACGCGGCUGUGCCUGGUACAUUGCCCGUACUAAACAGAAAAUGUGUGGAACUGGGUAUAAUGACUGCUUUAGCUUUAUCUUGCAAAGUCAACGAAGUAUCGACUUUUGACAGAAAACACUAUUUCUAUGCCGAUUUGCCGACAGGCUAUCAAAUUACGCAGCAAAGAAAUCCAUUGGCUAACGAUGGCGUUAUUAAUUUUCAGGUAUUUACUCCGGGAAUUCACAAGAAACCGUACAGAAAGAGUUCAAAGAUUAAGCAGAUACAGCUAGAACAGGACAGUGGCAAGUCAUUGCAUGAUGCGGAACUCAAGCGGAGCCUCAUUGACCUCAACCGCGCGGGAGCUCCACUUAUAGAACUGGUGUUCGAACCUGAUUUGGAGGAUGGCGAAGAAGCGGCGGCUCUGGUUAAGGAAUUGGUGCUGAUUGUGCAAAGACUCGGUGCCUGCACCGGCCGUAUGGAAGAGGGCGCCCUUAGAGUCGACGCUAACGUAUCGAUUAGGCGGCCCGGCGACCCGUUAUCUACUCGCACUGAGAUUAAAAACAUUGGAUCAGUGCGUGGCGUGGCUGGCGCUAUCCGGCAUGAGAUUGAGCGACAAAAGACGAUCCUGGACAAUGGGGGUCACAUUAUCAACGAGACCCGAGCGUGGGACGCGACCGCAAGAGUCACCAUACCUAUGAGAGACAAGGAGGUCGUGCAGGAUUAUAGGUACAUGCCGGAACCGAAUCUACCACCGUUACGCGUCAACUUGAAGACCGACAUAGAGCACAGGGACGUUCUAAGCGUACCUCUAAUACAGGAAAAGAUACCGGAACUUCCAGAACAAUCUAGAAAAAAACUCAUCGAAGACUUUGGACUCCGGCCAGAAACAUCAAUCCAACUAGUCAACGAACCUACACUACUGGACUAUUUCCAAAAUUUAACAUCGGACAAAACCAGGAAUCCAACGAAAGUAGCCAAUUUUUUAAUCAAUGAUCUUAUGACCGUACUUAAUAAAAAGAAGCUAAGUGCAGAUGAUUGUCCCCUUACAGUUAAGCAACUAAAAGAACUGACUGACAUGCUUUUGAGUAAAGACAUUAAUUUAGAAAUAUGUAGAAACGUUCUAGAUGAACUGAUCGUUAUAUCUGAUGAUGAUGUAUCUCCAUUAGAUGUAGUAGAAGAAAAGGGAUGGAAACUAAAAUCCAAUGAGGAUGAACUAACUAAACUAUGUAUUGAAGUCUUAGAAAAUAAUCCUAAGUUGGUGAAACAAUAUAAAAAUGGUAAAACCAAAGUAUUUAAAGCACUUUUAGGAAUAUUAUCUAAGAGCAACAAUAAGGUUGAUAUGUCUGUAGCGUCUAAGAUUAUGGAAGGGUUAUUGAAAAAGUGAAAAUAAAAUGUAAAUCAUA
Messenger RNA from Spodoptera frugiperda (fall armyworm), 1869 nucleotides. It is a transcript of the gene GatB, whose product is annotated as glutamyl-tRNA(Gln) amidotransferase subunit B, mitochondrial. Lineage: Eukaryota; Metazoa; Arthropoda; Insecta; Lepidoptera; Noctuidae. Bases 288 to 1850 code for a protein of 520 amino acids. The record is from RefSeq and is a predicted model, not a curated record. Gene Ontology annotation, biological process: glutaminyl-tRNAGln biosynthesis via transamidation; mitochondrial translation. Gene Ontology annotation, molecular function: glutaminyl-tRNA synthase (glutamine-hydrolyzing) activity. The transcript is spliced from 5 exons.